AUGGAUAAUUUAAACAAUCUUCCAUCAGAGAUCAUAUCGGAUGUUCUUACUCGUUUACCCGCUCAAUCAGUUCUAGAUGGCAAAUUGGUAUCCAAGAUAUGGAGAGAUCUCAUUAAGCAUCCAUUGUUCUAUAAGAUGCACACAAAUCGUCUCAUCAAUCAUUCCGCAACAUCAGCUUAUUCUACUGAUUCUGGUGAGUUCGGUUUUCUUGCCUUGGCUGAGAAUAAAAAGUUCUACUAUUUUGAAUAUUUUGGGAAUCGUAAGAGACCCAUAAGGAUCAGUCUAACACCUCCAAUUCAGUACUAUGAAUAUACCUAUGUUGGUUCGUUUAAUGGUUUGAUAUGUCUAAGGGGGGUGGGAGAGAAUAUUUGUAUUUAUAACCCCAUGACAAAAGAGUACGUUUUUCUUCCUCAUCAUAAGAUCGAUCUUAAUCGGAUUGAUCAAAGGUGGUCUGGAUUUGGUUAUCUUCCUUCAACCAAUGAGUACAAAGUUGUUUUAAUGUAUAAGGUGCCCAAAUUUGUGGUAGUGAUGGUGUACACACUUGGCAGUGGUAAUGGUUGGAGAACCAUUGGAGAAUUCAAACUUAAAUCUGACUAUGUCUUCCGCGGAAAUGGUGUCUUUGCGAAUGGAGCUCUUUAUUGGAUGCAUAGAGAAAAAAGGACUAUUCUGGUAUUUGAUUUGGCUGAUGAAAUGUUUCGUGAUCAUCUUUCAACACCUCCUUUGCCAACAGACAGUUCAUUAGGAUCUUUCGGUGGAUUUUUAUUUUCUGCACAUGGAUGUUUCAAUCAGGUCACUAAAAAGUACAUGUGCUCUGAGUUAUGGCUGUAUAAAAAGAAGAAUGAUAACUAUCACGCGAAAGAGCAAGACCAACACCAGUCGUUUGGAUGGACUAAAGAUUUAAUGGCUGCAGCCAACAUACCGUUGGUAUUAAAGAAGAGUGGUUGGGUCUCAGUAUUCCCUCAUAAGAAUACGUUUGUUUCCUUGGAAGAUUUAGGAGAAGAAGGUGCACAAAUAAUGCAGCGUUGA
Molecule: messenger RNA, 1026 nt
Organism: Papaver somniferum (opium poppy)
Lineage: Eukaryota; Viridiplantae; Streptophyta; Magnoliopsida; Ranunculales; Papaveraceae
Product: F-box/kelch-repeat protein At3g06240-like
Exons: 1
Coding region: 1-1026 (341 amino acids)
Molecular function (GO): protein binding
Source: RefSeq, a predicted model, not a curated record